Messenger RNA from Sphaerodactylus townsendi, 4290 nucleotides. RefSeq names its product coiled-coil domain containing 85B (gene CCDC85B). Lineage: Eukaryota; Metazoa; Chordata; Lepidosauria; Squamata; Sphaerodactylidae. The transcript has a single exon. The coding region runs from base 402 to 1067 and encodes 221 amino acids. Gene Ontology annotation, biological process: negative regulation of DNA-templated transcription. The record is from RefSeq and is a predicted model, not a curated record. Gene Ontology annotation, cellular component: nucleus.
CCGCUCCUCCCGGGGGUUUGCAGGCCUCCCCUUCUCUCCACCCGCCCACCCGGACCCCGCCUGCCUCGUCGUCCGAGCACCAAUUCCCUCCAGGGCGCUGCGCAGCGCCGCGUCUCCCGCCCCCUCCCUUGCCUGGGGGGUCUCGCACGUUUUCUCCCUCGCCCCCACUCACUCCUUCGGCGCAGGCGCGCCCUCUCCAAGUCGGCACCUGCUCCCCCGCCGUUGAACCCGCGCAUUUGCAGCGACCGAGUCCCGUUAGCCCGAGGAAGGGGCAAGCCCGGCAGGAUGUCCUGCUGCAGCAGCUGAGGGAGGCGAGCCGGAGAUGCCGCAGCCGCCCCCGCCGCGCCCUGGGUGGAGGUGAGCGCCAGCCGCGGGGCAGCCCCGCUCCGUGCGCCCCGGCGAUGUUCCCGGCCCGCGAGGCCACGCCGCCCGGGGCAGCCCCGCCGAGCCCGGAGGCCCCUCCGUCGGCGGCGGUGGCGGCGACGCCGGUGGCGGAGCUGAGCGACGCGGAGCUGGGCGGCUGCAGCAAAGAGGAGCUGGUGCGCCGCCUGCGCCACGAGGAGGCCGAGAAGCUGGCGGCGCUGGUGCAGCGCGGCCGCCUGAUCCAGGGCGUGAACCGGCAGCUGCAGGAGCACCUGCGCGAGAUCCGCGAGCUGAAGGCCGUCAACGGGCGCCUGCAGGCCGAGAACCGCGAGCUGCGCGACCUGUGCUGCUUCCUGGACGAGGACCGGCUCAAGGCCAAGCGCCUGGCGCGCCACUGGCAGCUCUUCGGGCACCACGCGGCGCAGGUGCUGCGCGACGAGGUGGCCGCCUGCCUGCGCAAGCUGGCCGGCCUGGAGGGCCUGCAGGAGCGCCUGGCCAAGGACAACCUGGAGCUCAAGGAGCUGUGCCUGGCCCUCGAGGACGAGUGCGCCUCCGCCCGCCCCGACGCCACCCCCAGCCCCGGCGGCGGCUCCUCCGAGCUCAGCCUGCCCUGCGGGCCCCGAGACCUGGGCGACGGCAGCUCCAGCACCGGCAGCGUCGGCAGCCCGGACCAGCUGCACCCCGCCUGCUCCCCCGACGACUAGCCGGCAGCCCGGCCGGCCGGCCCACGCGUGGGGGCCAGGGGGUGGCGCCUGCCAGCCUAUCCCGGCUUGGGACAAAAAGGGCCACACCUCAGACCCUCUCCUCGAGGAAGCCGGUGAGCUUGCCCGCCUUUCCCUCCCUUCCGCUUGCCCCAUCAUCCCAGUAGCUGAAACGGGUGGAUUUGGUGAAGGUGGGAGUAUCCUCACCACGAUUGAAAAAACAACAUCACAUGGACAUGUGAACUUAUUAUGGGAUACAUCUGCACUCUGCUGAAUGCAGCAGGCGUUUGAGGAUGCACUGAACUCUGUUUGUGAAGCCAUAAUGUGAGGCGGGAAGCCAAGUGCUGCUGCUGCUGUCAGUAUCUGUCUUGUGGACGUCCUUUGGAUCAAUAGGGGAGAUGCUUCCCCGCUACACCCUGACAUGGACUGAUAAACGGCUCUGGCCCAAGGAUGCAUUUCUUCACAACCGAUAUGCUGAAGAAGGGAUCCUGCCUCAUAAUGUUCAGGAAUGACCACCAGGACUGGAGACGGACAUUUUGGCAGCACCAAAUGUGUUUUGUUUAAUGUAGCAAACUUCGUGAUUUCACAGAAGUCUUUUACAUCUUUGCUGUCAAUGCAGUUGCCCGGGUUAGAUUUUGGGAAUUGUUUGGGCUGUGAACUUCUCCCUGCUGACCUUGGUGAUGAACGAUCCAGAAUGGAGAGUAGCUCUCCCCACUCCACAAAGACUGAACAUCUCAGAUGCAAAUUACAGAGGGAUAGCAGUGUUAUUCUGUCGAGCAUCCAAAUUUUACUUAAAAGUGUCUUUGGGCAUCUUAAAGACAAACAGAAGGCUUGUGCCGUAAUAAAUCUGCAAGCCUUUAAGGUACCACAAGAUUCUUUUUUUUAAAUGCACUGAUUGUGGGAGGCAAUAAGGGUGGGGAAGGCAGCAUGAGUGACUCCAGUUGUCUGGAAGUAAUUAUAUACCUGUGGGAGUGCUGAGCAAAGGGAAAGGAGGAAUUCUGAACUAUGUAUGAUGCUGAGGGGUACUUACAUUUGACUUGUGAUCUUCAACUGGACUUGGGGGAGGGAACAAGAGACUCAAACAUAUAGAGAGGCUUAUUUAGAGAGUUACGUUCUUUUAUCCUACCCUAUUUCUGGUUUUAAUACCACAUGUUGAAAUCCUGCAUCCAAAACCACACCCAUGACGGAGCCUCUCCUUGGAACUACAGCUGAAUGGGGCUGUUGUAAAGGGCAAGAGACUCCCUUCUCUUAAACAGCAGUAGCCCAACUGUUAAGAACAUCAUAUGAGAGGAGAAUCCUAUAUAAAACCACUGGCCCACUCACAGUGCUUUCUAUAUAGGAGUCCGGGCCUCCAGAGGAAUGCCCUGCAUUCCUCCCCCCUAGGGAAUAAGUGGGAGGCGGGGGGCAUAAACGAACAUAAGAGCACUGCUUCGUCAGACCAGUGGUCCAUCCACUCCAGCAUCCCAUUUCACACAGUGACCACCUGGUUGUCCUGGAGAGCCAACAUACAGUGCCUCGAAGCACAUCCCAUCUCUUUAGGACUGGUUCUCCAAUGCUUGCUAGGUGGGGAUUCUCUUUACUCACCAUAGUUUGUUGCCAUUGAUGGAUCUCCUGCAUGAAUCUCAAAGCCCCUCUUAAAGCCAUUCAUGCUCCUGGCCAUCAUUUCUUCCCCUGGCAGUGAUUUCCAUAGUUUAAUUACUCCUAAAGAAAUAUUUUCUGUUGUCUUGCCCAUCGUUGGGUGCCCCUAUAUUCUGUUAUUAUCAGAGCGGGUGGAAAGGUUUGCUCUAUCCGUUUGCUCUGUUUCAUGUGUAAUUAUAUAAACCUGCUCUCAUCUGCACUUUUCCCAGCUCUGCAGUAUUCUUUCCGCAGUAUGGAGACCAGACAUCUCUUUCCCUGAGAAUUUCAAAAACAGUAGUCCUAGGAACCCCCCUCCACUUGACCUGCAAGGCAUAUAUCUGGAACUGAAUUUGUGUAUCUAUGAAGUAUAAGAUUUAUUUCUGAGGGAGGCCACUGUGUCAGUCACACAUGGAGAAUGCAACACUGUUGGAUGCCUUUUAUUAGAAGAACUGCUGUUGAUGGAAGUAAUAAGUUUUUGGUCUGCACUGAACUCUUCCUGUGGUCAGUGAAACAUAAUUGGAAGCCAAAUGAAUCAGCCACUUUAUUGUUCCUGGAGACAGCCUUGGAUAUCAGGAAACUGAGGCCGGGGAAACCGCUUCCUGUCCCCCCUCAAGGACUUCAAGAUCUCUCUUCCAGGAUACAGCCAAAUCUGGGGCGGAGGCAAUAUCCUGUUGCCUUGCGGGUUAAAGGAUGCAGUGCGUGAUUUUGCUGAUAUCUGCUACUAAGAACUGGAAGGGGGUCAAAAGAGUCCACUAGCAGCAUGGGUGCAAGAAAUCUGUUUAGGAAUCGGAUAAAUGUUUUAAAUUGUUGCUGGGGAAGGAAGAAUCACUUUCACCUUGUCUGAAAGUGUCUAGGUUCUGGAGUGGGUGGGUGCCUUAAAUUCUGCAACUGUUAGCGAGAUCCUUGUUUACCCUUUGGUGGCUCUUAUCUGGAGCUUAACCCUUUAGCAUUCAGUUGUCCCUCAUUUGCAAACUAAGUGGUGCAGUGGCCUGGAAACUGUUGUGAGAGCAAAUGAGGUUGCUCAGUGGGGAUUGUGCAUUCUGCAUAUGCUCAGGGGCACUUUGCUCCAAAACCUAAAAGGAGAUUUUCUUUGACUUGAACCAUAGUGGUGGAAAGAAUUCCCUAUGAUUCACCCAUUUGAACUUUGAGAAAUGUCCUAGAAAGGGGAAAAAGGAUGCAUUUAGUUGACAAAGUCAGCUGUAGAAUAUUUUAGGAGGGAUGAAGAAAGAAGUGGAUGCUGAGACUCUUUUUCUUUCAGUGCUAAACUUAAUAUUGAUAUAUUGGGGUUGGGAGGAGCAAUCAGCCAUGGAGAGGUGGCUCAGGACGAGAAGAUUGAUUUGCUUGUUUUUUACAUCGCGCUUCCAAUUUUACUUUUGUGGGUAUAACCUUUGCUGAUUACCUGUAAUUAUUGCCCCCCCCGAAAAGCAGGCAAUAGAUUUUUCUAAAAAACGUUUAAAAAUAUAUUUAAUACCAUUUACUCAAAAUACCAGGAGACAGAAUGCAUCCUCUGCAGCUGUGCAGUGCGUAAUUGUUAAAAGCCCCCCAUUUCGUAAUUCUUGUUUUGCUUGUAUACAGAUUUCAUGGAUUAAAAAACAAUAUGUUGAAUCGA